AUGAUGGCGAGAGUAAACUUUCGAUACCAUGCCAGAUGGAUAAAAAUUUUGAAGCCCGAGAUCCCAAGGCACAUCGUUCUCGGCCAUGUCGAGGUUCUUCUGGGACGCCUGGUCUCGCGCAAGCAGGUCUGUGUCGACGUCCCUGUCUACGUCUGGCUGGGCGCUGGAGAUCGUGCCAUCAACGACAUCAUAGAGCCGCUGAUAUGUGCAUGUCCGUUCGCGGUGGCUGCAUUCAGAGCAGGGAGAUUCCCCGUUGCAGGCCUUCCUAAUGCUGGCACAGCUAUCACAGGCCCGCUUGUGCUUUCCCCCUCGGAGACCCUUGGGGAUCUCAACACCAUUCUCUAA
Messenger RNA from Penicillium macrosclerotiorum, 345 nucleotides. RefSeq lists its product as uncharacterized. The transcript has a single exon. Lineage: Eukaryota; Fungi; Ascomycota; Eurotiomycetes; Eurotiales; Aspergillaceae. The coding region runs from base 1 to 345 and encodes 114 amino acids. The record is from RefSeq and is a predicted model, not a curated record.